This is a messenger RNA of Oncorhynchus gorbuscha (pink salmon), 2041 nucleotides long. RefSeq names its product skin secretory protein xP2-like. The record is from RefSeq and is a predicted model, not a curated record. Lineage: Eukaryota; Metazoa; Chordata; Actinopteri; Salmoniformes; Salmonidae. The transcript has 5 exons. The coding region runs from base 317 to 1918 and encodes 533 amino acids.
GUAAAGAGAGAGAGAGAGGGAGCAGAAUUGAGGGUCUUCAUUUUAUCCAGACAGUGUCUAACGCGUGGUUAGUGUGCGGAGCACAACAGUCCGUUGUCUAGGGCAUGACGGCGACUAGCCAUGCAUAAACAGACAGGGCAGACAGACAACAGGAAAUAAUGGGCUCCAGCUAUACCUCAUAAACAACCGGCUUGUUGUUCUGUUCAUGUUUUAUCCAGCCAGUCGCUGUCUGAGUUGACCGAGUAUCGACCGUUCGCAUCUCGUCUCAGUCUUCUUUCCAUAUUUUCUCUUCAUCUCUCCUCUCUUCUUCUUCACCAUGGGAUGUUCUUCGUCCAGCACACUGACUGUCGAUGAGGAGAAGAGACCGGGGACAAAACCCGAGGAGUCCAACGGAGACACAUUUGUUGUCAGGAAUGGUCACAUCUCGGAGGACACGGAGACCAUCGCUGACCAGAUGCAGCUACCUGUCCAGAGUGCCCUGACUGAUGACUCUGAGGAACCCGUCAUCAUGGCCUCAGAGGCCCUGGAGACCAUGGGGUCUGGAUGGGAGGAGGACCAGGUCCUGGAGAUGCUGGCUGCAGCCGAGCCAGAGGUUUCCCCUGAAGCCCCUGUUGAGGCUGCAGCCGUAGAUUCAGAGGUCCCUUCAGAGGCUGUAGUCUUAGUAGAGGCUGUGGUCUUAGUAGAGGCUGUGGUCCCAGUGGAGGUGGCGGCCCCUGUUGAGGCUGUCGUGGUUGAGACCACUCCUGUGGCAGAGACUCCUGCUGAGACAGUGGUGUCUGAGGAGGCCCCUGUUGUUGAAACUGGAGCUGCAGUGGAGGUGGCUACCCUGGUCGAGGCAGCUGCACCUGUGGAAGCUGCUGCCCCAGUCGAGGUGGCUGAAACUGUCUCAGAGGCAGCUCCAGCCCCGACAGAGGAGACCCCAGCUCCAGCCCCGACAGAGGAGACCCCAGCUCCAGCCCCGACAGAGGAGACCCCAGCUCCAGCCCCGACAGAGGAGACCCCAGCUCCAGCCCCGACAGAGGAGACCCCAGCUCCAGCCCCGACAGAGGAGACCCCAGCCCCGACAGAGGAGAUCCCAGCUCCAGCCCUGACAGCGGAGACCCCAGCUCCAGCAGCGGUGACCCCAGCUCCAGCCCCAAAAGAGGAGACCAAAGAUGCUCCAGCCCCUGUGGCCGCUGUCCCUGAGCCAGUAACCCCUGCUGCUGAGCCUGUGGCUGCUGUCCCAGAGGGGGCCCCCGCUGUGGAGACCCCUGCACCCAGUGGCCCCAUAACUGACGUUGUUGCUGCUGAGCCUGCAGCAGAGCCAAUAACCACCCCUGUGGCUGUGGAGGCCCCUGUAGCAGCCGUUGCCAAUGAGCCUGUGGAGGCCCCAGGACCAGUGGAGGCCCCAGGACCAGUGGAGGCCCCAGGACCAGUGGAGGCCCCAGGUGAGGUGACGGCUCCAGCCCCAGAGCCUGCAGUAGAGACUCCUACCCCUGCUCCCGAAGCCGCCCCAGGGCUAACACCAGCCGCCCCUGCUCCCUCAGACGCCCCUACCCUUGCCCCAGAGCUAACAACAGCCGCCCCUGAUCCCUCAGACGCCCCUACACCUACCCCAGAGCUAACACCAGCCACCCCUGCUCCUGUGGCCCCGCCUACUCCUGCCCCAGAGCUAACACCAGCCACCCCUGCUCCUGUGGCCCCGCCUACUCCUGCCCCAGAGCUAACACCAGCCACCCCUGCUCCUGUGGCCCCGCCUACUCCUGCCCCAGAGCUAACACCAGCCACCCCUGCUCCUGUGGCCCCGCCUACUCCUGCUAUCUCAAUCCCAGAGAUUGAUGGUGUUCCGGUGGUUGUGUCGGAGGUGGCACAGGAAGCAGCGGCCUUGGUGUUGGCUGGAGUGGCACAGGAAGCAGAGAAAGACAAGAAACAGAACUAAGAAGAGAGGUCAAACUGAGGAGGCCGCUGUGGCCUGGGAAACACAACCUUCUUGGAUAAAACCUCUGUUUUUACAUUCAGAGACGAUUUGUAGAUAAGAUGCACAACCCAAAGACCAGGAAGU